Syngnathoides biaculeatus (alligator pipefish) is the source of this 1374-nucleotide messenger RNA. RefSeq names its product cholesterol 7-desaturase nvd. Gene Ontology annotation, cellular component: chloroplast. The transcript has 7 exons. The record is from RefSeq and is a predicted model, not a curated record. Gene Ontology annotation, molecular function: chlorophyllide a oxygenase activity; 2 iron, 2 sulfur cluster binding. NCBI's taxonomy places the organism in Eukaryota, Metazoa, Chordata, Actinopteri, Syngnathiformes, Syngnathidae. Gene Ontology annotation, biological process: cholesterol metabolic process; chlorophyll biosynthetic process. Bases 1 to 1374 code for a protein of 457 amino acids.
AUGAGUCAGAAUCAUUAUAUCAAGUGGGUAGCCGCUUUGGCCAGCCUGGCGGUAUGUGCCCUUCUCUUUACGCAAAUUGGAGAACCCCAGGGCCCACUAGUGGAAACCAACUAUUCCACUUGGAGGGAUGUGAUGUUGCAAGUUGUUCCAGUGCGCGCUGAAGUGUGCAUCAUAGCAUGUUUUUCCCUUUUUCUGUUGGUCUCUGUGUACAAACUGUUAUUCAUCCCAAUGGAGCUGCUUAAGACACCGGAGGAUGUGGGAUACAUCGCGGAGUAUGGCAACUCCAAGGCGCGCACUGCCAACAAUGUGCGGCGCCGCAGGAAAACCGGAGACCUGCCCCCGGUCUACCCAAAUGGCUGGUACCGAGUUCUGGAUUCUCACAUGUUAGAGAGAGGAGAAGUCAGAGAUGUCACCAUGGUUGGUGGAAAGCUCGCAGUGUUUCGAGGUGAAGAUGACAAGGCCUAUGUGUUAGAUGCCUACUGUCCACACUUGGGUGCCAACCUGGCUGUGGGAGGACGUGUGGUGGGAAACUGUAUUGAGUGCCCAUUCCACGGAUGGCAGUUUCGAGGAAACGAUGGCAAAUGUGAGAGGAUACCAUACGCUGAAAAAGUGCCAGAGUUCGCAAAGGUGAAUAUCUGGCCCAGCUGUGAAGUUAAUGGUCAGAUCCUGGUUUGGUUUCACUGUGAUGGAGAAGAUCCUCAGUGGAUCGUACCAGAGCAGGAUGAGAUUACCAGGGGCGAGUGGGUCUAUCGUGGAAGAACAGAACAUUUUGUCAACGCUCAUAUUGAGGAGAUCCCUGAAAAUGCAGCAGACCUGUCUCACCUAACUCACUUGCACACACCAGGCAUUGUCAGCGGAGUCGAUCUACGCUACACAAACAACAAAACUUGGCAGUUUGUCCGACACGAUUGGAAAGCUCAUUGGGCACCAGAGUCCAUUCCCAACACUCAUUGUUCUCAAAUGCUGGUGAAACAUUCCCUUUAUGUAUUUGGACACCAUUGGCCUGUGUUGGAUCUACACAUUAUUGCGAGACAGGUAGGACCAGGAGUGGUGUUUCUGAAGUUUGACCACAAUUUCUUAGGGAGGGGCGUGAUCAUGCAAUGUGUGACACCAGUGGAACCUCUUUUGCAGUGUGUCUCACAUACAAUCUUCUAUCAGUCAAAUAUUCCAGCCUUGGUGCCCAAAUUCCUCUUGAAAGGAGAAUCUAUUCAGUUUGAGCGGGAUGUGAUGAUUUGGAACAAUAAAAAGUACAUCUCUAAGCCUCUUCUUGUGAAGGAAGACUCAGCCAUCCAGAAACACAGACGCUGGUACAAUCAGUUUUACAGUGAGAAUAGUCCUCGACUCCAUUACCAGCGUAACACUUUAGACUUUUGA